Molecule: messenger RNA, 1970 nt
Organism: Aplysia californica (California sea hare)
Lineage: Eukaryota; Metazoa; Mollusca; Gastropoda; Aplysiida; Aplysiidae
Product: trans-1,2-dihydrobenzene-1,2-diol dehydrogenase
Molecular function (GO): nucleotide binding
Source: RefSeq, a predicted model, not a curated record
UAGUAGCUUCCCUUGACAUGUAUCAGCUGGCCGAAAGUUGAUAGGACAUUCUUAACCUAAUUUAGGCUAGACAGAAAUAACUGAACUUUCUUAGGGGCGUAGGCUAGGCUAGACUAGAUCUAAAUCUUGGCCAAACCUUGGUUAGAUAUAUCAGAGACAAGCAAGAAGUUCCACUGAUCGCCUGUUCGCUUCUCUCAGUGUUGUGUUCAAGAGGAACUAUUGUGAAGUUCUGCUCUUCAAGCCGACUUCCUUUUUGUGUUGUUCUGCUGCUAUACUAUCGCAGUGAUAGCCCCGGAAUCCACUUGCUGGGUUUAACUUUUGAUCCUUGAAAGACAAUGGCGACUCGGUGGGCUAUCUGCGGGGCGGGGAAAAUCGCCAACGACUUCUGUAUGUGUCUCAAUGCUCUCCCCUCAUCGGAGCAUCAGGGCUACUGGACUCGCUUCUUCCCCGUCUCACAACUGAUCCGGGAACAGAUCAGCUCUGGGGCCAUCGGAGACGUGAAACUUGUCCAGGCCAACUUUUCUAUCCCGAUCGCGGAAGUUCCGCGGCUCAAGCAGCUUGAUCUUGGGGGCGGUGCUCUCAUGGACAUUGGUCUGUACCCCUUUCAGGCGGCGAACAUGGUCUUCAAGGGAAAGCCGCAGAGUAUCAAGUCGGAACUCACGCUUAACGAACAAGGAGAAGUUCAACUUUUUCAACUGUGAGGGUCUGACAUACGAGGCUCAGGCUGUUCGGGAGUGUCUACUCAAAGGUCUGAAGGAGAGCCCCGUAGUGCCGCACGAGGAUAGCGAGACCAACAUGUACAUCCUGCAGCAAGUCCUGGACCAACACGGGAUCAAGUACCUCGCUCCGUAGUUCCUGCACACUGUGUCACUUCCUGGUCGAACAAAGAUCGAAACGUAGAUAAAUACAGGAUUCAUCAAUGUGGUGAAAUCAGGCGCUCGUCAAAAUCAUUAAAUCGAAGAAAUCCUGCGCAUUUUUUUACCAGUUUGGAAAUUUCUUUUGAAUUUUUGUUUUUUGGCCCAACACCACUUGUUUGUCCGUUCAGAAUCACUUUUACGCAUGGAUUUUAUGAAAAAUCGUUAAUUAAAGGCACAAAAAAUGUAAAUUUGCAGUUUCCAAGGAUUCUUGAGCUAUGGAAGUCACCAAACUUUGGCGGCCAUUUUCUCACUAAUUUUACUUUUGAAACCAGGUGACCCCACCUCCUUCAAUCGCAAAUAUCGCGACUUCUAUUCAAGAUAAAUGGAUAUUUUUUUUCAUCAAAAGCAAGGCAUAUGAACAAUUUUUAAAACGAUACCAAUAACUCAUUAUGCCCCCAAAACUGACAAGCGCCUGAUUCCACUGCGUCUUGACACAUAUUAUGUUUUGAAGGUUCACAAGUGCCUUAAGAAUGGGUUGCUCAGAAAGGAUUGUCAAUGAAGUUCUUGCGUUUUCCAUUUUAUAAGAUUCUAGUUAGUCUCAAAUCACAUACACAUGUUCACGUUUUUCCAUUAAAAUAAAAGAUAUUGAAAUAAAAGUUUAUGUUAUAUUAUAUUCUGUUUUUUUGUACAGAAGCUUGCACGUUCUACCAAGCUUGGUUCUGAUACAGUGAAAAUGAUUAUUAAAGUUUCCAGUUGAAUUUUGUAAUUGUGGUUUAAUUGCUCCUUCUUUCCUAUCAAACGUCUAUCGUCCUAAUCUCCCCUCCUCCUUUUUUGUGUUUGUUACUCUCUUCUUACACAUUAUCUAUUCUUCGGCACUUAUAUAACCUUAUUGUGUUGCAAGUGCCAUAAAACUCUUACUUAAACGAAAAAAAAAGAAUUUCCUUGGUCAGUUUCAGAAUGAAAAGCAGAUGAAGAGUUGUGAUGUAUAAUGUGUCCGAUAUAUUAUAUAUAUAACAAAAAUGAAAUGUAUCCAUCUCUGACAGGUUAUGGAGCUUUUAUUUGAAGUGGAUGGGAGUUAUGGGAUGAAAUAAACAGUUGUCUGAAAAACAUCAA